GGACUGAUUCCAGAGACGAUCUUGACUCUCAGCUCAGAGCUGACCAUUCACAGACACAUUGAGAAAUCAGUUGAAGAUGGAUAUCAGCACAAGGAUCGUGUUUGCUCUGCUGCUGACAAUUUCAGGGGGGGAUCUCAGUCCAACCUUUGAAAGAGCUGAGUUUUCAGAGAGCCACCAUCAGCGUCAUCCACGUGGACUGGUGCUCAUUGAAUUGAAACCUUCUGAUGAAAAUGUCAUAAACAUCGACCAGACAGCAUCUGAUCACAACACCAGCUUGGAGUGGGUCAGAUCAGACAGAGUGCCAAAGGACACAGUUAUUGUUAAAGAUGAAGGACAGCAACAUUACAUUGCUAAACAAAUCUCAAACUGUGAGCUUUGCCUUCUCAAGAGUAAUUUAAAGUCGUGUUUUCAAAAGGUGGGCCCCGGGGAUUGGAAAUAUGUGGACAUUUCCAAUUACAAAGACUUGAUGUUUUUAGUGAACAGGGACAACUUUGAACUGCUGGAAUGGAAGAAAUAUACCAAUAAUAGGUUUCCACCAAUGUCAGUGGUGGUAUGUGGGCAAUUUAUUGUUAAAAAUCUGAAUAUGAGUUCAAAAACGGAUGGGGAAGUGCUCGUCUUAAACAACGACAUUAAAGUGCAGUAUUUAAAUGUUGUUGAGUAUCAAAUAUCAAGUGCAGUGUCAACAGAAAACCCUGAAGUGCUUAAACAUUUCAAAGCUUCCAACAGAAACUGCAUUGCAUCUAAACAUACAGUAAAAUUGGACCAAAGUAUUGAUAAAAUAUAUUCUUAUCAAAUUGGUAAAAUCCGUUCAAUCGGAAUCAACCCAGAGAUUUCAGUCUCUGGUGAAAUCCCAACUAUUGCAAAAGUAGGAGGAAAACUUGGGCUUAAAUUUGAGCGCACACGGUCACGUCUUAAUACUUCGUCUGUACUUGAGAAAAACCUUCAUUCUGUGAGUACGGAUGUGGAGAUUCCACCCAACCAUUCCUGCACUAUUGACAUUACAAGCAAUACCUUCAAAACCAAUGUCCCGUUCACUGGUGAGAUCACGAGAGUGUACAACAACAACCAAAUACGAAAGGCCUUGGUCACUGGCAUGUACAUCUAUCAGGAAGUAGAUGAAAUCGAAACACUUGUGAAUCGCUGUGAGCCGCUUUUUGGUGGAAGAAAUUGUGACUAACCAGUGUACAUGCUCUAUACCUGAAAACAAUUAUCAUGUUGUGUAUAAGUGUAUGACAUGUAACACGUAUUGAUCAGAGAAUUAAAAUGAAGCAUUCAAAAGGC
Messenger RNA from Danio aesculapii, 1281 nucleotides. RefSeq names its product natterin-4-like. Bases 77 to 1177 code for a protein of 366 amino acids. The record is from RefSeq and is a predicted model, not a curated record. Lineage: Eukaryota; Metazoa; Chordata; Actinopteri; Cypriniformes; Danionidae. The transcript has 3 exons.